GUUUCCUCGCGUUAUGACUAGACUGCGCAUGCGCAAUGACAGACGAGGGCGAGUGCUACAUAAUUGCACACCGUGCUGAUGUCCGACAGAACGAGAUGGCUUCUGUGAAGGUGUCAGGGAGCAUGCCGUUAGCCAACACUUGUUUGGAUGACCCCAAAAAACGCAAGAAAAAAAAGGCCAAGAAACCAAAAAGGGAAAAGUCAGAUAAACAUAAAUCAAAGCCAAAAGGUAAACAGGGUUUGAAGGAUUACUCUGACAUUUGCGACACGAUCUUCACUGCGGACUGGCCGGAGAUCAAGAAGAAGAAAAGAAAAAAGAAACAUGGUUGCAGUUUGAACGAAGAGUUUUUUCUGACACAGAAUAAAAACCUCAAACUGUCAAAGCGAAACAAGCUCAACAGGAAAACCCGCGGUGUUGCGGACUCACGAGCGGCCAAAGAUGGUGUCCGCUCACAACCUGGUGAACAGGAAGCAGUGCAGCCGAUUAAAAGCUUAAUACGUAAAGAGAAGAAACAUAACAAGAGAGUCGUUUUUAACCUGCCGCCGGUGUUGCUAGAACCUAAACCACUACAAGAUCCUUUUUUGGUGAGAGACAGCUUUCAAACCCAGCACUCUAACGCCAGAUUUCCUGCAGAUGGACGUCACAGCAAGCCGGCCAUGGAAGAAAAUGGCACGGGGUCUCAAACUACGUCUGAUGAUAUCAACAGCCAAGAUCUUUUCAUCACACAGAAGACGUUCUCGGAUCCUUACAUAGACCUCUGUAGCAGUACGAGUGCUGAGGAAGCUCUAGAACCUCAGGGUUAUACAGAGAUACAUCCAGAGCCUCAGUCCUAUACAGCAUCAUCAGAAAAGGAACCUUCUAGAGAACCUCAGUCUUAUACAGAGUCAGUGCUAAGGAAACAAUUAUGUCCAGAACAUCAGUAUUAUACAUCCUCAUGUCCAGAUCCUCAAGCUUCUACAGCAUCAUUAACAAAGAAGCAUUUAUAUCCAGUACAUCACACUUAUACAGUGCCAUUAACAAGGAACAGCCCAUGUUCAGAGCCUCAGGCCCCUAUAGCAUCAUCAGCAAAGAAGCUGUCAUCUCCAGAACCCCAGUCUUAUACAUCAUCAUCAUCAUCGCCAAGGAAAUGGUCAUGUCCAGAGCCUCAGUCAUUACCAAAGAAACCAUUGUGUCCACAUCACCCAUCAUAUCACCCAUCACCACUAAGGAAGCUGUCACACGGUCACAAACAUGAUGCUUUUACUCAGACGGAAAACUUCUUCACCGCUCCUCUCCUCGCUACUUCUCUCGGGUUCCGUCAGCAGAGCAAAUGCACAGAAGAACCGAUGGACCUGAGCCUGCCGAAAAGACCUCAGCGAGAAGCCGUCAGGCGAGCGUCUGGAGAUCAGCGUAUCCCUGAGCCGAACGUCACAAACCUGACACAGGUCGACGACAGCGACUCGUAUUUAAAGAGCAAAGCCGACCUGUCUCAGCUGAAAGUGGUUCAGACGCGGCUCAACGAGUCCUUCUUCUUCAAGCUGAAGGGAGAGGGGGAUUCGCCAAAACCGAUGUCGCCGCUCAUGAAAUUAGCAGGAAGCGUCGAGAAGAAGAAGCCAUGACAACAUCAAAUAAGUUAAAAAUAAUUAAUUCUGGUCUGUGUUUU
Tachysurus vachellii is the source of this 1642-nucleotide messenger RNA. RefSeq lists its product as uncharacterized. Lineage: Eukaryota; Metazoa; Chordata; Actinopteri; Siluriformes; Bagridae. The coding region runs from base 36 to 1598 and encodes 520 amino acids. The transcript is spliced from 2 exons. The record is from RefSeq and is a predicted model, not a curated record.